CAAAAGAGAGAGACUUAUCGAUAACUAACAUUUGUCAUACUACGAUUCAACAAACUUGAGAUAGACAAUUAUUAAUUCAAGAAGAAAGCUCUCAUCUUAAAGUUGGAUAUGAGAUUUUCUGAGCUGAGGUAUCCCUUUAUGUGAGCACAACUUGAUGAAAAGAAACUAAAAUCCGCGGAUUGAUUCCAGAAUCCAACGGAUAAGAAACCGAUACAAUUGCAUAAUUCUUUGGUAGAAUUAAUGGAGGGAAGGCUGAGGGAGGCUGCUCAAAAAGGAGAUGUGCAUCACUUGCGAAGCUUGAUCGACGAAGUCCCUUUUCUGCUCAGGACAGUUUCAUUAGCAGGUACUAAUGAAACUCCUCUCCAUGUUGCUUGUUUGAGUGGCCAUCUUGAGUUUGCUAAGGAGAUCAUUCAUUUGAGGCCAGAAUUUGCAAGAGAACUAAACCAGGAUGGUUUCAGCCCUUUGCAUAUCGCCUCAGAAAAUGGAGAUAUAGAGAUUGUGAAGGAGCUCUUGAAUGAUGACCGUAAUCUAUGCCUUCUCAAGGGGAAGGAAAGACGAACUCCUCUUCAUUAUGCCGUAAUCAAAGGCAGAGAAUAUGUCAUGAAAGAGCUUCUUGUAGCUUCACCAGACUCUGCAGAAGAAGUGACUGCUCGUGGCGAGACUAUCCUUCAUUUAGCUGUCAAGAAUCAUCAGUUUGAAGCAUUCAAAGUAUUACUCGAGAACCUUAAGGAGUUAAACAAGUAUGAUCUCUUAAAUAAAAAGGAUAUCCAAGGAAACACUGUUUUGCAUCUUGCUGUGUCAACUAAGCAAUACGAGGCAAGUUUCAUCAUUAUGCCUCUUUUAUCUCUUCAUGUUGAUUUUUAACUUUAUUUAACAUAUGAGAGAAAUGAUUCAUCCAGGUUGUUGAUAUAUUUCUCGAUGAAACUGUUGUUGCUAAGGGCACAAUUGAGAU
Capsicum annuum is the source of this 952-nucleotide messenger RNA. RefSeq names its product ankyrin repeat-containing protein BDA1-like. The coding region runs from base 241 to 864 and encodes 207 amino acids. The transcript has a single exon. Gene Ontology annotation, molecular function: protein binding. NCBI's taxonomy places the organism in Eukaryota, Viridiplantae, Streptophyta, Magnoliopsida, Solanales, Solanaceae. The record is from RefSeq and is a predicted model, not a curated record.